Molecule: messenger RNA, 8754 nt
Organism: Oryctolagus cuniculus (rabbit)
Lineage: Eukaryota; Metazoa; Chordata; Mammalia; Lagomorpha; Leporidae
Source: RefSeq, a predicted model, not a curated record
CCCCACCCCCACCUCACGGGUACGGGCCCUUCCCGGCCAGGAAACGCCGUGGCGCCGCGUCGGGCCUAGCUCGAUCCUACUGCCUCCCGGGAGUGCCGUGCGCCGCAGCCCGGGCCCAGGCCCCGGCAGCGCCUGGGACAAGGUCUUCAGAGCUACUGGCAGAUAAUUUGGGGGGACUUCCUAUCAGAGGUCUAUAUAAAGGAUUCCUCAUGUCCGUAACAUGUUGGCCGAGGCUCUGCAGCUCACCCCCACUCUCAGAGUGGUCAGUCUCCAUUAAUUGGACCCCGUGAUUUCCACUUUCUGCUGUGUUGGACGACAUGAGCAUUGCAAUCCCUCUGGGAGUCACCACACCAGAUACAUCCUACUCAGAUAUGGCUGCUGGGUCAGAAAAGGAAGUGGAAGCCCCCUACCUUUCAAGACGAAGUGGCACUACACCAGGAUGUGAAAGUCCAGCGAAAGAGACCCAAGGGGCCUAGGGGGCAGCACACCCCCAGAAGCCAAGUCUAUUCCAGGCAGUACCAGGGAUUAGGGUCUGGGCUGGAAAAAUCCUGGUGUUUUGAAUAUGUUCAGGUCCAGUUCAGACUCUUGAUCCCACAGCCACUUCUUGAGUGAGGUGGGUGUUGCUCUAAUUCCCCUGUUUCUCUUGCCAGUUUCAUGGUCCCUGGGGAUUCUUCCCCAUUUAGCAAAGCAAAGCAACUGUAUUAGAAUUCUGGGUGGAAUGGCAGCCCUGAUUAAUAGUGAUUUUCUUCUUUAACAUAGAAUAUUAUUAAAGGGCAUGCGUGUUUGUUUUGUGUAAUUUACUGUUUUAAAUUUCUUAAAGAGGAAAUAAAAUAUAGCUACCCUGAUAAAGUAGUAGAUCAUAUUCUGGGUAGCCUAGAAUUGAAAGCAGCGUUCAAGCUUAUUCCUAUAUAAAAAAGAAGUGGGUGGGGUUGGGGAAUGUGUUUCUUGUAGAGGUUUGUUGGGGGGUUUUUUUUUUGGGUUGUUUUGGUUUUUUGUUUUUGCAUGCCACACAGAUUUAGUUAUGCGGAUGGCUGGAACUUCGAAUUUUAAAAUUGUUUCAUAGCUGUUUCUUCAAAUAACUUAAAUUUUUUGUAUUAGUCGAUAAGAUAGCCCAGUUGUGUAGUGGUUUUUAUAAGAUGAUCAGCUACUAACCUGCUUCUGUAUGGGUUGACUAACAAACUAUAUAGACAACAUUAACAUUUGUGAGAAAUGGUCAGCAAAGAGAUUAACCAGUGAGCUGGAAUUAGUGGAUAAGAAAAAGACUCAAGGCAGUUAUUUUUAUAACUAGUAUACCCCCCAGAAUGGAUGAGAUAACUACACAUAAAUACUUUUAGGGAAUUUAGGUAUGAUUGUAGAAACAAACAUACACAUCUCACUGCAGUGGCCCAAUUAAUAGCAGCUUAUCCUAGGAUUUCCCGCAACAUUGUUAUCCUUAAUCUACAGAUAGAUUCCUGAGACUGUGGUCCCAACACAUUACACAGUUGUUAGUGUUAUUGCAAAGGGAGAGGAUGUCAAUAAUUAGAUUAAGUACCAUUCUGUUAAAUUAUUAAUGAUGAAGCAUGUGUGAUUUCACUGUUGUAAGGCACUCAAAGGUUAAACCUGGUAUUAAAAGCAGCAGACUCAACUAAGUCAGAGACCUAGACCUUACCUCAUUUUAAAUGGCAACAAUAUGCAGUGUGCAUUUUAUUUCACAUGUUUGUAGAUAUAACAGAAGAAACAAAGAAUAUUAUGCCCUUCCAACUUUUUUACAAAGGUGGCAUCACAGCAGAUUGGAGUCUGUUGUGAUUCUGGCUUUUGUGGGUGUGCCCGACCUCUCUUAAGAGUUGAAUCAGAAGAAAGGCUGCAAUUAUAUUUGCAUAAAAUGUUUGGCUAAUAAAGAGAUGCAAUCCUGAUAUCCCAAAUUUUUAAUCCAUCCGUAUUUCAAAACAUAGGUAAGAAUUCAUGUUUGUCAAGGAAUAUUCUGAGAAAUCCUGUAGCCACCUGAAAGCAUCUGGUGAUUUUAGAUUUGGCAUGCAUAGCAGUCUAUUAAAUGCUGUGCUUGAGGUAGAAAGUAUUGUGCAGUGGGAUGGCCUGUUAACCUCCACACUAUACAUUUUAUUUUUAUUCCCUAGACUUGCACAUGAAGUGCAUAUGUUCAUAUUUACCCAGUUUGGAGAUGGGUAAGAUAUAACCAACAUAGCUCCAUCUCCAUGGCCAUCUUUUAUUUCAUACAACUUUUUUUUCUGUCCCCACUCCCCAAAAAAUUCCAUUCCUAAUAAACACUGUCAUGUUUCACCCUAUGUGUUCAGUGGUACAAAAUCUCCUAUGUAAAAUAUAUACAGCUCUUUGGAAUGUACUUAUUUAUCUAGUAAUGUACCUAGUAAAUUCAGUAUGUCAUAGAAAUUCAUUACGUUGUUUUAACUGUCCAUCGUAGAAACUAAAUUCUAUCUUCAUUUUAUUAAUGCUUGUAUGCCUUCGGUUCAUUUAGGAAACUCCACCUGUUUCCUAAUAUUCAGAGUUGAUUGCCUCUCAGUGGGCCAUGUUCAGACCAUCUUUUUGUCAAGAAUACUGAUCUGCAUUCUUGAUGCCCUUCCCUGCCCCCUCGCCCAGUUCCCAUCCUGCAGACACUGUUAAGUAAUAAAAUGCAUGCACUUCACUAACAGAGAAUACUUUCCUGUGUCUAAAGUUCUUCUUCACCUAGAAAUUACCUUUGCUGUUAUUAAUAUGAUCCCUCCUCACAGUUUUGGAGCAUAUAACUGGGUGAGUUGGAUACAUAUCACUUCUCAGCUGACAUUGUGCCAUGUGAACUGCACUCUUCCUGCUAAGUACUAUAUAAUUUCUGUAUCUUCAAGCAGGAAAAAUGUUUUAUUAUUUGACUCAUAAAAGACUCAUCAGUCUCUUAAGUUUGAGUUAUACUAGUCCUUGGAGUUUCUAAUUUAUGAAUCUGUUGUGAUUAAUAUAAAAUAUAGAUAAUUGAUUAUUUAGUUCUACCAAAUCAUACAAAUCUGUUCCCUAAUUGUCUCCUUCAAAAUUUCCCCCAAACCUAGCCAGGAAACAAUCCUUCUUUCUCAAAAAUGUGAAUUUAUCCUUGCCACCUGUCUUUUUAUUAUUAAGUAAAAACUUACAUCACAUUUCUAAACUGGAAUGUACUUACAAUACUUCUAUAAUACAUUGCACUUGAAUAUUUAAUUUUUCAUCCAAGGAGGAUAUAAAAAGAUACUCACUAUGCCUGGUUAAUGAGGUCUCAGUUUGCUUUAAAUUAGGUAGAAUGUUAGCCUGGUUUCCAUGUGGGGCAUAGUGGAGAGGGCAUUGGCUUUGGAAUCAGGCAGGUGUUUCAAAUCCUGGCUUUGUCGGUGUGUUCCUUGGGGAAGUCACAUAAUCUCACUACCUUAGCUUCCCUCUCUGUCAAAAUGUGCUACUUACCAUAUUGAGUGGUUGCAAAAGUUAAUUAAAUUUAUAUAGAUUUGUGAAGCACCUCCCAGAUAGGGUGAUUCAGAAUGGUUGCCACUACUAUUAUUUGUUAAUAGACUAAUGUAACAGUUUGGUUUUGUUAUUUUAAAUAUCUGUGGUAUUAUCAUGCAGCUGUUAAAUAAUUGUGUCCUUGAUAUGCUUGCAUGUCUCUGGUGGAUGAGAAAUUACUGCUCUGAUAUCUGAAAGGUGUCUGGGGGUUCGUCAAGAUGAGAGGUGUGAUAAAUAUAAGAUGCCGUUGUUUUUACCUGUACUUUCUUCAGGGUAUCCUGUCUUGGUAGUGAAUGGAAGAGGGCCUGGUCCCUGGGGCAGUGCAGAAGGCACUUUCAUCAUCUCACUCACUGCAAAUGUCAUGUGAGGUUUCAUGGAAGUAUUAAGAGAUCCAAUUAAGAAGAAUAGUUCUGAGUCUAAACCAGCCCAGAGUGGCUUCUCUAGGGGAAACUCCCUGCUCAGCUGCCCUGAAUCUGUGGAGGCUAGUCCAGCAGUUAAUGAGAAGAGCGUGUAUUCCACUCAUAAUUAUGGGACCACUCAGAGGCAUGGGUGUCGAGGACUGCCUUAUGCUGAUCAUAAUUACGGAGCCCCUCCUCCUCCGACACCUCCUGCUUCUCCCCCUGUCCAGACGAUCAUCCCUCGUUCUGACCUGAAUGGCCUGCCGUCGCCCGUAGAGGAACGCUGUGGAGACAGCCCGAACUCUGAAGGAGAGACUGUUCCUACCUGGUGUCCUUGUGGUCUUUCUCAGGAUGGCUUCCUUCUCAGCUGUGACAAGUGCAGGGGAAUGAGCAGGGGGAAGGUUAUUAGACUUCAUCGGCGGAAGCAGGACAACAUAUCAGGUGGGGAUAGCAGUGCAACAGAAAGCUGGGAUGAGGAGCUUUCUCCUUCCACUGUGUUGUAUACAGCAACACAGCACACACCUACAAGUAUCACCUUAACUGUUAGAAGAACCAAACCCAAGAAGCGGAAAAAGAGUCCAGAAAAGGGCCGUGCAGCACCAAAGACGAAGAAAAUCAAGGCAUUUCGAGAGGGAUCCCGGAAGUCCUUGCGGAUGAAGAAUUCUCCCUCUGAAGCACAGAAUUUAGAUGAGAAUACAACUGAGGGCUGGGAAAACCGGAUAAGACUAUGGACUGAUCAGUAUGAAGAAGCUUUUACUAAUCAGUACAGUGCAGAUGUACAGAACGCCCUUGAACAACAUCUACAUUCUAGCAAGGAGUUCGUGGGCAAACCUGCUAUUUUAGACACUAUUAAUAAGACUGAACUGGCCUGUAAUAAUACAGUGAUCGGUUCCCAAAUGCAGUUACAGCUGGGAAGAGUCACUCGUGUUCAAAAGCACCGGAAGAUACUGAGGGCUGCAAGAGAUUUGGCUUUGGACACUCUCAUAAUAGAAUAUCGUGGGAAAGUCAUGUUACGGCAGCAAUUUGAGGUCAAUGGGCAUUUCUUCAAAAAACCAUACCCCUUUGUGCUCUUCUACUCAAAAUUCAAUGGUGUGGAGAUGUGUGUGGAUGCCCGUACUUUCGGUAACGAUGCUCGGUUCAUCAGGAGAUCAUGUACACCAAACGCAGAGGUGCGACACAUGAUUGCAGAUGGGAUGAUUCACCUGUGUAUCUAUGCUGUGUCUGCCAUCACCAAGGAUGCUGAGGUCACCAUAGCAUUUGAUUAUGAGUACAGUAACUGUAAUUACAAAGUGGACUGUGCAUGUCACAAAGGAAACCGGAACUGCCCUAUACAGAAAAGAAAUCCCAAUGCUGCAGAACUGCCCCUGCCACCUCCUGCAAGCCUGCCUACCGUCGGAGCGGAGACCAGACGGAGAAAAGCACGACGGAAGGAGCUCGAGAUGGAGCAGCAGAGUGAGGCUGCAGGGGAGGCGAGUGACCAGCACCCCCAAGAAGUUCCAGAAAAAAUCACUGUGUCGAGUGACCACGAGGAAAUAGACAAUCCAGAAGAAAAGCCAGAAGUAGAGAAAGAAGAGGUUGCAGAUGACCAGGAGAGUGCAACUCACAGUAGGAGGACCCGGGAGGACAGAAAGGUUGAAGCCAUCAUGCAUGCUUUUGAAAACUUAGAGAAGCGAAAGAAACGGCGAGAUCAGCCCUUUGAACAGAGCAGCUCUGAUAUAGAGGUCACGGCCACUGUCUUGGGGACUCCUUUGGGAGAAGAAACAAAAACUGAAGCCCCUGAAGUUGAAGCUAGCAACCCUGCUUCAAACAUUGCUGUCCCAAGCAUCUCACAGACUGUUGGUGUGAACACCCGGAGGUCUUCCCAAGCAGGGGAUAAUGCUGCUGAAAAACCAGUCCCCAAACCACCUCCAGCAAAGCCUUCUAGGCCCCGACCGAAGAGCCGAAUUUCUCGGUACCGGACCAGUUCAGCCCAAAGAUUGAAGCGGCAGAAGCAAGCCAGUGCACAGCAGGCAGAGUUGUCACAAGCUACCCUGGAAGAGGGUGGAAAUAACAGUUCAGUAACUCCUGCUGAGUCUGGAAGUAUAGACAGUUCAGGAGAAAACAGGCAGUUAACAGGCUCUGACCCAACUGUGGUAUCACUUACUGGAUCCCAUGCCAACCGUGCUGCAUCUAAAUACCCUAAAACCAAAAAGUAUUUAGUUACAGAAUGGUUGAAUGACAAAGCAGAGAAGCAAGAGUGCCCUGUUGAGUGCCCUUUACGUAUCACCACGGACCCAACUGUACUGGCCACGACCCUGAACAUGCUCCCAGGCCUUAUUCAUUCCCCAUUAAUUUGCACCACCCCUAAACACUACAUUCGCUUUGGCUCGCCCUUUAUGCCUGAGAGGCGUCGGAGGCCCCUUCUGCCUGACGGCACGUUCAGCUCCUGUAAAAAGCGUUGGAUGAAACAAGCCUUGGAGGAAGGAAUGACUCAAACAUCAUCUGUAUCCCAAGAGACUAGAACUCAGCACCUAUACCAAAGUAAAGAGAAUAGUAACUCUUCCAGCAUCUGCAAAGACAAUGCAGACUUGGUGAGCCCAUUGAAGAAAUGGAAGUCUCGCUAUUUAAUGGAGCAGAAUGUCACCAAGUUACUUCGACCUCUGUCUCCAGUCACACCACCCCCUCCCAGUUCAGGCUCAAAGAGCCCCCAGCUGACCACACCUGGCCCAUCUAAUCCAGGAGAAGAGGAGUGUCGGAAUGGAUACAGCCUCAUGUUCUCGCCAAUCACAUCCCUUACUACUGCUAGUCGCUGCAACACUCCUCUGCAGUUUGAGAACAUAUCCUCCCCUGAGAGUUCCCCUGCGCAUAGGCCCGAGUCCCUGUCACCCGAGCUUUGUCACCGAAAAGACCUGGAGUUGACAAAAGUAGGAUACCUUGACUCCAACACUAACAGCUGUGCUGACAGACCUUCCCUGCUCAACUCCGGUCAUCCUGACCUGGCUCCUCAUCCUGCCGUUGGACCCGCUUCUGAAACUGGCUUCCCAAGCAGGAGUGCGGAUGGACACCAGACACUUGGGAGAAACUCAGACCAGGGGUUUCGGACAGAGUUCAACUUGAUGUAUGCCUACUCCCCUUUGAACGCUAUGCCGCGAGCAGAUGGAUUGUAUCGAGGUUCUCCCCUUGUGGGAGACAGGAAGCCUUUACAUUUGGAUGGGGGAUAUUGUUCCCCUGCAGAAGGGUUUCCCAGCAGAUAUGAACAUGGCUUUAUGAAAGACCUCUCUCGUGGAUCCAUGUCUCCUGGUGUCGAAAGGGCCUGUGAAGGAGUCCCCUCUACCCCCCAGAACCCACCACAGAGGAAGAAGGUGUCCCUGCUGGAGUACCGCAAACGGAAACAAGAAGCCAAGGAGAAUUCUGGGGGAGGUGACUCUGCACAGAGCAAGAGCAAGUCUGCAGGAGCUGGGCCAGGCAGCAGCAGCUCUGUGUCUGACACUGGUACCCAUGGUGUGCAGGGAUCCUCAGCCCGAACCCCAUCUUCCCCUCACAGAAAAUUCUCCCCAUCUCAUUCCUCUAUGUCCCAUUUGGAGGCCGUCAGCCCAUCUGAUUCCAGAGGCGCUUCAUCAUCUCACUGCAGACCUCAAGAGAAUAUCAGCAGUAGAUGGAUGGUCCCCACGUCAGUAGAACGACUUCGAGAAGGAGGGAGCAUCCCCAAAGUCCUCCGAAGCAGUGUGAGGGUGGCCCAAAAGGGAGAGCCCUCUCCUACGUGGGAGAGUAGCAGUGCAGAGAAAGAGUCAGACCCUGCCGAUGGAGAAGGCCCAGAGACACUGAGUUCAGCACUCUCCAAAGGAGCAGCCGUUUACAGCCCUUCCAGAUACAGCUACCAGCUCCUGCAGUGUGACAGUCCACGGACAGAGUCCCAAAGCCUCCUUCAACACAGCUCCUCCCCCUUCAGAGGACCCCCCACCCAGUCUCCAGGAUACAGUUACCGAACUGCUGCACUGAGACCUGCACACCCCACCUCGCAAAGCUCUUCAGAGUCCUCCCUCUCUUCCACGACCUAUUCCAGCCCCGCCCACCCUGUGUCCACAGACUCAAUGGCCCCAUUUACGGGGACACCAGGGUGUUACAGCAGCCAGCAGCAUUCUGGAAACAGCACUGGCAGCAGUCUUCCGAGGAGGAGCUGUCCUUCUAGUGCUGCUAGCCCUGCCCCACAGGGCCCCUCAGACUCUCCACCCUCAGACUCUGUCUCUCAGUCCAGCACAGGAACUCUGAGUUCCACCUCCUUUCCUCAGAACUCUAGGUCAGCAUUGCCGUCAGACUUGCGGACUAUCAGUCUGCCCAGUGCCGGGCAGUCAGCUGCCUACCAGGCCUCCAGGGUAUCUGCGGUUUCCAAUUCACAGCACUACCCACACCGAGGGAGUGGGGGUGUGCAUCAGUACCGACUCCAGCCACUGCAAGGGUCGGGAGUCAAGACUCAGACAGGACUUUCCUAGGGCUUCUGGAUUUGGGCAAACAGAACUGAAUGAGCCCAUAGCUGCUUCCUUCCAGCUGCCUCUGGAACCUAGGCCGAGCAUAUUGCUGGGGAAGGGAGGGGGUACAAAGUGCCAGAGGAUUGGGUCUGGUCAACAAGAAACAAGACUUGUGGUUGCAGCUGGCCUCUGGCCUUGGAGAAAGAUGGAAAUCUUGUCUGAAGCAGAGACUACAAAGAAGUUUCUCCCUGCUGUCGAGGGUACAUUGUUGACAAGCAAAUGGCGUCUCGGUUAGUUACGGUUCUAAGUGCAAUGAGUUGUGUUGGAGCCUCUGUCUCCCAUCCUUGCCUGUAGCCUGUAGUCACUUGUGCAGUGAGGAUAUCUUUUUAAAUAAAAGGAAAACAUUUUCUUUUCAAAGGAAAAAAAAAAAGUGAAAAGAGCCAAUCUCAAAGCCCCAAGCCAUCUGAGUAGUG